Molecule: messenger RNA, 3969 nt
Organism: Trichomycterus rosablanca
Lineage: Eukaryota; Metazoa; Chordata; Actinopteri; Siluriformes; Trichomycteridae
Gene: fbxo38
Product: F-box protein 38
Exons: 21
Coding region: 157-3564 (1135 amino acids)
Biological process (GO): SCF-dependent proteasomal ubiquitin-dependent protein catabolic process; protein K48-linked ubiquitination
Cellular component (GO): cytoplasm; nucleus
Molecular function (GO): protein binding
Source: RefSeq, a predicted model, not a curated record
GACGUCUAAAGAAGAAAGUGGAGUGGGCUGCUUAUGUCCUUAAUUUGAUGUCAAUCGUUUUAUAUGUGUCUUCAUAAGAACGACCUGCCAUCGUGAGUUGUUAUCGUCUUAUUUGACAAAUGACAAUAACAUAAAGCAGGUGGGUGUCAACAUUGUAUGCAGGUUUGGAUGCCCAAAGAGCUCUGGAUAUAUGGAUUGAGUAACUUGCCCUCCCGGAGUAAAUAUAGUGCUACUUUAUACAUAAUGGGUCCUCGGAGAAAAUCCACAAAGACUAUGAGUAUGGACGGAGUAGCUGAUUGCACUUCAUUUCAAAAUGAGCUCAAAGAUUACAUCAAUGAGCUUUCACAUGAGGUUCUCUGCCACAUAUUCCGCUAUCUGCCCAUGCGGGAUAUUAUGUGCAUGGAAUGUCUCUCACGAAAGUUACAGGAAGCAAUUGCUCUGUACUUGCGGGUGGUAAAAGUGGUGGAUCUGUGUGCCAGUAGGUGGUGGGAGUACAUGCCUUCAGGAUUCACAGACUCAACAUUUCUUACCCUUCUGAAAAAAAUGCCUGACUUGGAACAAUUGUAUGGUUUGCAUCCGCGUUACUUAGAGCGUAGACGGGUCAGAGGAUACGAGGCUUUUAGUAUUCCUGGCAUUCUUGAGGCUCUUCAGGCAUGCCCCAGUCUUUUGGGUGUGGAGACCUCUCAUUUGGAGCUGGUGGAGGCAAUAUGGAAUUACUUGCCUCAGGUUCACAUUCUUGGAAAGUUCAGGAACCGAAAUGGAGCAUUUCCUAUUCCUCCAGAGAACAAACUUACAAUUCCAGCUGCAGCUAAAAUUCAGACUCUUCAUCUUGUUGGGGUCAAUGUACCAGAAAUUCCUUGUGUCUCCAUGCUCAGACACUUGUACAUGAAGUGGGUGCGAUUUACAAAACCUCAGCCAUUUAAGGAUUUUUUAUGUGUAAGCCUGCGCACCUUUGUCAUGAGGAACUGUGCUGGUCCCACCAACUCCUUGAAAUAUGUACCACUGGUGACAGGCUUGGCCUCUGCACGCAACCUAGAGCAGCUUGAGUUGGUGAGAGUUCCCUUCUUAGGUGGACUGAUACAACAUGUGGUGGAGGACAGCUGGCGGUCAGGGGGAUUUCGUAAUUUGCACACUGUCAUAUUUGGUGCCUGUAAGAAUGCACUUGAAGUAGACUUGGGCUACCUCAUUAUUACUGCGGCAUGCAGAUUGCAUGAAGUUAGAAUCCAGCCAUCAUUAACCAAAGAUGGUGUAUUUUCAGCACUUAAGAUGGCCGAACUUGAAUUUCCCCAUUUUGAGACUUUGCACCUUGGAUAUGUUGAUGAGUUUUUAUUGCAGUGUAAAUUAAGUCAUACAGAAUUGGUGAGAUACGGCCUUGCUGAUGUAAUUGAGAAUCCAGGAAUUAUUACAGAUAUUGGAAUAAAGGCUGUUAAUGAAGUAUUUCCCUCCAUCAAGUAUCUUUCAAUUUACAACUGCCCACAUCUUCACAACUCACACAGCUGGAUUACAGACAAUUCUCGUUGGAACAGAUUGGUGGAUCUAACAUUAGUCCGCUGUCAUGCAAUUAAGCUUGAGUCCUUUAGCCAAUUCAUCGAAAUGCUACCCAAUUUGGAGUUUAUCUCUCUAGAACAGAUGUUCCGCGAGCCCCCUAAGGGUUGUGCUCGGGUUGGUCUCAGUGCAGGCACAGGUAUUGGAGUAUCAUCUGCUCUUGUCAGUAACCAGAACCAAAAUCAGACCAAUAACAAUCACCAGAAUGACAAUGUUGCCAAUAUUCCUCAAAAUAACCAUGAUAAUGCUGUUGACAUGCCACAAGACAGAGUUGAUGAGAUCCAUGAUGUUGAAGCCAUGGUGGUGGAAAACAUUGAUGCACGUCCACGGCCUAUUGCUGGCAGUGCAGAUGACGGACCUCUGGAGAUUAUUCAGGGAGCAGAUUUAGCUGUGGCUGAUGAAGAACAAGCAGGGCCCAGUGGAGUGCAGCCUUCCAUGGCUAAAAAAUUAGUAGUGAUGUCUGAUUCUGACAGUGAUGAUGAAGAGGUUUCAGCAAAGCCUCAUGGUGCCUAUUGCAACCAUCAACAGUACCCUGUGGCAUACAGACAAGAAAACAAUGGUGAUCUAGAAGAAUCAGUCAGCAAAUAUAAAGGAAAAACUCCUCUUCGCCGAUUGGGUGCGCAGUGUUCUAGCUAUGAGAAAGGAUGCCAGGUUACAAGCGAGCAGAUCAAAGCAGACAUGAAAGCUGCCAAUGAAACAGUAGACAGUAGUGACCGAGAGAAAACCAGUGGUUCAUGUGUAUGUGCUAUUGACUGGAGUGAGGAGUCAGCAAGCCUGGGAGACCCAAGAGAGUUAACAGAAAGGGAAGAAGGAACGAUGGGACCAUGCUGCACUUGUAGAAGGGCUAAUGCAGGCUCAGAGAGCAGCACUUAUAGCACCUUUAGCCAGCCAAAAGAUGUACAGCAAAGAUCACCCUAUGAUGUUCCUAAGCAGGGAGCCAAAGCAGAGCAGUCUGUUGGGCACAGCACUGCUAAUGUUCUGAGUUCUGUUGAGGUGCAUGAAGGAGUGGUGUCCUCUCGCAAAACUUCCGGAGACAUACCUCUGAGGCGACCAGUCACUCGUGCUUGCAGCAGAUUGUGCUCUGCUCCAUUAGAUUCUGAGCUAGGACUGUCUAAAACAAAGCAUUGGAGUGCAGUAAAAAGAAAACACACAGCUGACAAAUCAACCAGCACAAGCGACCCAGUGACUGAGGAUGACCAUUUACAGGGGCUAACAUUAAAAUCCAAAAAUCUAGUUGGAAUCACACUUUCAAACUGUGGCAUCACAGAUCUGGUGCUCAAGGAUUGCCCUAAAAUGAUGUUUGUUCAUGCCACUCGCUGUAGGGUGCUAAAGUUUCUAAAGGUAGAAAAUGCUCCUUUAGUAAACCGUUUUGAUUAUGCCCAGUGCAAGAAGCUAGACAUGGAGCAGGUCUUGGAUCAGGUGUUGCGUUUGCCCCCUGAAAGAAAUCGCAUUGUCUACAUGCGUCCCAUGCAACAGAUUGAUUCAUUGGACCUGGAGAGAAAGUUAUUUAGUGGUCCUUAUCCAUACCAUAUAGCGGUUAUUCAUGAGUUUAGUAACCCCCCCAAUGUCAAGAACAAAGUGCGGGUGCGGAGCUGGAUGGACAAUGUCGCCAACAUCAGCCAAGAACUAAUCAAGCAUGAAUUCUUCCCUGAGGCAUCAAGAACAGAAGAGGAUGUAAAAAAUUAUCCUAAUUACCCAUGGGGCCGAGACAUCUAUACUAUAGAGGGAGUAGUAGAUGGGGCACCCUACUCGAUGGUUACUGAUUUUCCUUGGCUUCGUUCUCUUCGCACAGCUGCACCCAACUGUUAUGCUCGUUAUGACUUUGAGGAUGAUGAAAACACUACCAUAUAUGCCCCUCGACGCAAAGGUCAGCUUUCAGCAGAUAUUUGUAUGGAGACAAUCGGUGAAGAAAUCUCAGAACGUCGUCAGAUGCAGCUAGGUGUGUUUGAGCAUGUGGUUGUCAUUUUCAUUCACUACUGUGACAUGCAUGGAGAGCCUGUCAAUGAUGACUACAUUUAAAGGCCAUUUAUAAAAGACGGAAGCAAUAAAGCACAUGCCAACUCCUGCUAAACUUUGACUUUCUGAUAAAGACAGAGAUUAAACAAAAUUUCAUAGCUUUUUAAUUUAGACUAUGUUGACCUUAUAAAUCACUGCUCUGAGAAUGCAUGUAAGGAUUUAGCGAAUAUGUUUGAUAUUUGUGUAAAACAGUUAAGUUUGUACAUCAAUGAAUGAACAAUGAAUUUUGGUACAAAUGUAUUCAUAAACUACAAGUGCAUUCUUAAAAUGGCUUAUUUCUCUUUUUUUCUUAAACCUUUGUUUUAAUUUAUAUUGACAUUUUAGUCUUGUCAUCAUGGUAGCUAUUAACACAUUUUGGUACUUUUUUCUCCAUUGUAAACAUUUAACAAUAUAAACGUAUUAAAAUUU